AUGACAAGAUUGGAUCCAACAAACGGUGGUGGUCAAGAAAUGAAGAAGAUGCAGCAGAUGUGGCUUCACAGUAUCCGCAUAAAUGAGAGAGAAACGAAGAAGAUGCAGCAGAUGUGGCUUCACAGUAUCAGCAUGAAUGAGAGAGAUUCUUAUUUGGGAACAUUGUCCCGUUGCUGCCUCUCGAAGAAACGUAUACCAAGAUUGUUAAUUGGACCGAUGAUAUGGGUUGGUAGUGCAUGUCUAAGGAAUGAUGUGAGGGGAUGGCAAAAUAAGUCCACACGGCUGAAGAAAGUCUUAAGACAAAAGACUACGAAUGGGAAACAGAUCCUUACUUUGCUACACCCACGGCUUAAGAAUAUCUUUGUUCGAUUACAUGGAUGGAAUGGAGUAUAACGACCAAAGGCUUGAUGGAAUGUACAUAACGAGCAGUGGCUUUAAGCAGAGAGAACCAUUUGGAUGGGGAAAAAAGUUUUAAGACUAAGGCUUAUGACCCCAGACAAAGACAGAGACGAAAGCAGGUAACUCACGGCUUAGGAAAGAAAAAGACUAAUGGCUAUGGCUUAGACAAGUCUUAAGACAAAGACUAUGAGUCAGAUUUCGUCGGGUUUGAUGAUUAAAACUACCAACGGCUUAAAGAAGUCUCAAAAAGACAAAGUGAGACGAGAAUAGUAGAUUCUUUAAGACAAAGGCUUAUGACCCAAGAACUAUAUAUGUUUGAUUACAAUAAGGCUUAAAAGUGGAGAAAGACACAGACUGAGACGAAAACAGGUACCUCACGGCUUAUGGAAAAAAAAAGGAGACUAAUGGCUUAAAAAGACUAAGGGCUGGACAAAAACGAUCAAUGGCUUAGACAAGUCUUAAAGACAAAGACUAUGAGUCAGAUUUCAUGGUGUUGGAUGAUUAAAAUUUAAAACUACCAAUCGGCUUAAUGAAGUCUUGAAGACAAAGAGAGACGAGAAUAGAUUCUUCAAUUUAUACCACUCACGGCUUAGAAAAAGUAUUGACAAAGACUGUGGGUUGAUCUUUGGCUUGUUGGAUGAAAUAAAAGGCUUGUUGGAUGAAAUAAACGAUCAACGGCUUAAGAAAAGUCUUAAGACAAAGACUACGAAUCAAAAACAGAAUCCUUAAGAAUACACAAACGGCUUAAAUAUGUCUUGAGACAAAGGCUAUGAACCAAGAACAGUUUCUAUUCGAUAACCACAAGGCUUAUAGACUGUGGGUUUGGUUUCAGCGACCAAUGGCUAAAAAAAAGUCUUACCACUCACAAAAAGCCAAAAGACAAAAAACUGUGGGUUGGUUUCUGACUAACAAAGGUCUUACGAGAAACGCCAAAACGACCAACGGCUUACAAAGGUCAAGACAAAGACUAUGACUGUAACUCUCUCGGCUUAUAUAAGACAGAGACUAUAGAUGAAAACACAAUCCAAGGCUUGAAUGAAACAAAAACUCUAAAGACAAGGACUGAAACAAAAGUCUCAAGACAGAUUCUUUGGAUGGGAUUAACGACCAGGGACUGAAACAAAAGUGUGAAGGCUUAGACUAUGAUUGGAAAACAGAUUCUCUGUUGAUUCGUUGGAUGGAAAAUACAAGCAGCAGCUUCAAAUACUACGAAUGAAUAAGUAGAGACUAAUUAAUUCUGUUGUUUUAUUUUCAGGUAUGUGCUUCGGAAGGUGUUCUUAGGAGAUUUUAAGUGUAGCAAAUUCUGUAACAGGUUCCAAAAAGAUGGAUUUGGUCUCAAAAGUUGAAAUCAGCGAUCUUCCAAAUCAUCUGAUUUCCCAUAUCUUGUCUUUCCUUUCCACCAAAGAAGCUGCUUCCACAUCUCUUCUCUCGAAAAGAUGGCGUUUUUUGUUUGUAUAUGUGAAAAAUCUUUAUUUUGAUUACAACGCAAGUGAAAGGGAUCCCAGAAGUUAUAUUGAAUUUGUGGAUAGAGUAUUGGAUUUGCAAACUGUGAUAGGGAGUGGCACAGUUAACAAAUUCUCUCUAAGUUGUGGAGAUGGUAUUGAUCCAUUUUCUCUCACUCGUUGGAUGGAUAAUGUGUUGCAACGUGGUGUAUUGGAUCUUGAUCUAAACGUGUUUUUCUUGGAUUAUUUGCCCUACAAGCUCCUGUUUGAGAACAAGUCACUAGUUAAGCUGAGAAUAGGAUCGAGAGAGGGUUUCUUGUUUAC
This is a messenger RNA of Thlaspi arvense, 2165 nucleotides long. Lineage: Eukaryota; Viridiplantae; Streptophyta; Magnoliopsida; Brassicales; Brassicaceae. The record is from the annotation of a GenBank genome assembly.